AUGUUCGACGCAAUGGACAGUUUAUUUCGUGAUUUCGGAAGUCGUCGAAAUGUGCUCUUAGCGAUAUUUGGAGUGACAAUAAUAAGCUUUGGAUUCUUCUUACGACCCUCACAUAAUUCCAUUACUACACGAAAAAAAAAUUGUAAAAAACUAGAGUCCGAAAAUAAAAACAUUAUAGCUUACCAUCAUACUGAAGGGGGAGCACGACAGCAGCAACAGCAACAACAAAAGCUCACCGACGAUUCCGAAAUACGACUUUCUUCAGAAGACAAACUAGAGAUAGAAGAAGAGGAACAACGGCUUCAAAAACAAGAGGAAGAAGAACGAAUUCGCCUAGAAGAAGAACAAGUGCGACAUGCUGAAGAAGUAGCACAGGCACAGUUUGACCAGUCGCUAAUAAUUGAAGAUUUGCGAAGACGCCAGGCAGAAGAAGAUGCUAGGCUACAAGGAGAGACUCCUAUUUGGCAACUGGAUUAUAUAGAGUGGUGGGAGGAUUAUGGGCGGGAUGUUAUUGCGAGUUGGCCGAUGUAUAUCACAGCUGCAGUCGCGUAG
Molecule: messenger RNA, 552 nt
Organism: Ambispora gerdemannii
Lineage: Eukaryota; Fungi; Glomeromycota; Glomeromycetes; Archaeosporales; Ambisporaceae
Source: the annotation of a GenBank genome assembly